AUGGCAACUUUGUCUGUGGCAAUCAACUCCAACGUUAUGCUGUGUUCAAAAUCUGAUGUAGCAUCGAUGUCGUCCAGCCUUGAACGUCCAUUUAAACUACUGGUCAAAGGCAGAACAUUUGUUUUGGAUCCUCAAAAUUUAUCUAAAUUAUCACCGAUAUUUGCAAUUGUCCUAUUUGGUAAAGAUUACGAUAAAGACAGAGAAGUCAUUCGAGAAAUUGUUGAUGAAAAAACCAAAAAUUUCCCAACAAUACUUCGUCUUGCCAACAAGUAUCAGGUUGACUCGUUGACGGAUGCAUGUGGGCAGUUUAUUACAGACAGAUGUGAUUUAAAUCGCUUAAAACCGGAUCAAGUGUUGACGUUGUUGAUAGCUGCACAUGAAUUUCAUCUGAAACGCGAAGUUAUGGUUAAAUUAAUCUUAAGAUUAGCAUCUGAAGAGAAGACUACAUUCAAUCGGUUAAAACUUAGUCGACUCUUACCAUCACAGAUGUAUGGUGCUGUUAUUGGAACAAACAUCAAUUUAACACAGUUGAAAGAAAUUGAAACUAUGAACAAUCAUCUGUUCAAAAUGGAACGUAAUAAAACUCAGUACAGGCGGUCAACUUGUGAUUUGUGUAAAAAAAUUACUGAUGCAGCGUAUUGCGAAGGAUGUAGGCAGUAUCUCUGCCAAACACAUUGGAAAUUAAUAAAGUGCCCAAGCGAUUACGGGAAUCGUCUACUGGAAGAACUGAGGUCUAAUGUUGUAGAGCUUGAAUGGGAUUAA
Messenger RNA from Enterobius vermicularis (human pinworm), 762 nucleotides. The record is from the annotation of a GenBank genome assembly. NCBI's taxonomy places the organism in Eukaryota, Metazoa, Nematoda, Chromadorea, Rhabditida, Oxyuridae.